AACGACGUCGGGCAUUUCCAUAAAAUGGCCGCAGUGCAGUACGGCAAGCUCCACUUGAAGACACAUUUUCGAAAUGUGACAACAAUAGAGUCAAUAUAUACGGGUGGGAAGGCUGUUAUCACUCGCGAUGAAGCGUUUCUUGUUACACCGGUUGCAGACGAUGUCAAUGUCCUUGACCUCACGACGGGCCGUACCGUUCACCGGCUUAAAGGCGAAGCAGAUUCAAUAUCAUGUAUAGCCGUGAACCCCUCUGGAACACAUCUCAUGAGCGCUUCGCAAAGUCUAUUAUUGGUCCUCUGGGACCUCGCAACAGGUGAAAAAGCCAAGAGUUGGAAGGCUCAUGAGGCACCCGUUCUUGCGAUGGAUUUUGAUCCAACGUCAACACUUGUCGCGACAGGGAGUGCUGAUAGCACGGUGAAGGUCUGGGAUGUAGAUGGAGGAUACUGUACGCACAAUUUCCGAGGGCACAGUGGGAUUGUGAGUGUGGUCAAAUUUCAUCCUAAUGCGAAGAAGUUGAAAUUGGUGUCUGGAAGUGAUGAUUGUAAGAUUCGGGUGUGGGAUUUGCAUGCGAGGUCUUGUGUGGCUGUUUUGGAGAGCCAUGUGAGUGUGGUUCGCGGAUUGGAUUUCACUGCGGAUGGAAAGUUUCUUGUGAGCGGUGCCAGGGAUAAGGUGGUCAACGUCUGGGAUUUUGAGACAGGGUCGUUGGAGAAGACUGUACCCAUAUAUGAGUCGGUCGAGAGCGUUGGGCUGGUGUCGGCGGAUGCAGAUGUUCCUGUCGACGAGAGACGAUCAAAGAUCCUUGCUUUCACUGGUGGGGACAAGGGCAUCGUGCGAAUAUGGGAUCUAGAAGCCGGUACUUGCAUCCUCGCUCAAGAACCGGAAUUGAACAGCAAACACGUUAUCAUAGACGUACAAUAUCUCCAAAAAAGUAACACCCUCGUCGCCAUCACAAGUGACCAAAACAUUCUCUUUUACAAUCUUACUUCGGGCUUGAAGCGUACUCGACAGAUUGCAGGAUACAAUGAGGAAGUCUUGGAUCUCAAAUUCAUGGGCCCAGAGGAUACACACUUGGCUGUGGUGACAAACACGGAGCAAGUCCGCAUUUACAACAUGAGCACAAUGAACUGUGACAUUCUCUAUGGACACUCCGAAAUAGUAAUGAGCAUCGAUCGGUCAAAUGAUGGGAGUUUGUUGGCAUCUGGUGCAAGGGAUCACAAAGUUAUUAUAUGGAGAUUUCUACCAGAUGAGGAACCGAGCAAGCGGUACCAACAAAUCGGUGUCGGCGUUGGGCACACCGAACCCGUUAGCACGGUCGCAUUUGGACGAAAAUCAUCUCGAUUCGCGCUAUCCGGUUCCCAUGAUCGUACCAUUAAGGUCUGGGAAAUACCCGACACUUCGGCCUCAACCGAAGUCACCAAACUCAAAACCCGUUACACCUUCCAAGCCCACGACAAGGACAUUCAAUCCAUCGCCGUGGCACCCAACGACAAAGUAUUCGCUUCAGGCUCAUUGGAUAAGACUGCUAAGCUGUGGGCGAUGGAGGACGGGCGGUUAUUGGGAGUUUUCAAAGGCCACAAGAGAGGUAUAUGGUCUGUGGCGUUUUCACCGGUUGAUCAAGUUUUGGCGACGAGUUCGACGGAUAAGACUAUCAAGUUGUGGAGUGUCGUGGACUUCAGUUGUGUCAAGACGUUUGAAGGACAUUUGAACUCUGUUCUUUCGGUUUCGUUCCUGUCGGCCGGGAUGCAAUUGGUGUCUAGCGGAUCUGAUGGGUUGGUAAAGCUCUGGACGAUACGAAGCAACGAAUGCGUGACAACUCUAGAUGGACACGAAGAUCGAAUCUGGGCAUUGGCGGUACAGAAGGACGAAAAAUACGUUGUGUCGGGUUCAUCAGAUUCUACCAUCGUCGUAUGGGAGGACAUGACGAUACAAGAAGAAGAAAAGAAGCAAAGAGAGAACGAGGAGCGGGUACUCCUAGAACAAGACCUCUCCAAUUACCUCCACAAGCGCGACUACAAAAAUGCCAUUCUCCUUGCCAUGCGCCUAGACCAACCUUUCCGCCUCCUCACCCUUUUCGAAGACCUUUCCACGAACCGCCAAGACCCAUCCAGCAUUCUCGGCUCGACCGCCGUCGACAGCAUCAUCUCCAACCUAAGCGAUUCCAAACUUGCUCAAUUACUAAACUAUAUACGGACCUGGAACACAAAUACCCGGCACGCACGCACCGCUCAGUCCCUCCUCCAUGUCAUUUUGAAAGCAUAUACUCCGGACCGGUUGAUGCGUGUACCUAAAUGUAAAGAAAUUGUGGAUGCACUUUUGGCAUACACAGAGCGACAUUUGAAAAUUGCGGAUGGGCUACUGGUGCAGAGUUAUGUUGUUGAUUAUACUGUUGAGUGUAUGGUUGGGUUUGAGGAGCAGGAUGAUCUAGAAGAAGGCCUGGAGGAAGGUAAAGUAGUGGGAGAAAUGGAGGACUGGAUGAAUGGGUUGGUUAGUAAUGGUGUGAAUCGGUCGCAUGAAUAUGGAAUGUCGAGUGGGAGUGAGCCCGAGGACGAAGAUGAACCAAGUAGUAGUGAACAAGAGGAUCACAAUGAUGAUGACGAUGACGACGCAAGUCCAUCGUCUGAGCAAGACAGUGGUGACGGAUCAGAAGAAGAGGACGAAGAAGAAGAAGAAGAUGAUGAUGAUGAUGAUGGAGAAGAGAGUGAAAGCGACGGUGGGAUGGAUGUAGAUGCAUGAAUCUGUAAUUUGUACAAUGGGUCAUAUCGUUAAUUUAUUUUAUCGCAACAUCAAUUCCCUUGUUCGCUUGUUGGCUACUUUCCGGCAAACAUUGCCGGUAAAAACCUCAUAUCAUAGUGUGGAG
Molecule: messenger RNA, 2857 nt
Organism: Spizellomyces punctatus DAOM BR117
Lineage: Eukaryota; Fungi; Chytridiomycota; Chytridiomycetes; Spizellomycetales; Spizellomycetaceae
Exons: 4
Coding region: 25-2733 (902 amino acids)
Biological process (GO): endonucleolytic cleavage in 5'-ETS of tricistronic rRNA transcript (SSU-rRNA, 5.8S rRNA, LSU-rRNA); endonucleolytic cleavage to generate mature 5'-end of SSU-rRNA from (SSU-rRNA, 5.8S rRNA, LSU-rRNA)
Cellular component (GO): nucleolus; 90S preribosome; small-subunit processome
Molecular function (GO): protein binding; U3 snoRNA binding
Source: RefSeq, a predicted model, not a curated record